Camellia sinensis is the source of this 608-nucleotide messenger RNA. RefSeq names its product EPIDERMAL PATTERNING FACTOR-like protein 8. The record is from RefSeq and is a predicted model, not a curated record. Gene Ontology annotation, biological process: guard cell differentiation; stomatal complex development. NCBI's taxonomy places the organism in Eukaryota, Viridiplantae, Streptophyta, Magnoliopsida, Ericales, Theaceae.
UCUGUGACUCUCAAAUGUACACUUCUUCACAAACACCCAAUCUAGUCUUCUUCUUCUCUGGACAGUGAUGGCUCCAUCAGCUAAAACCUACCCACAUGGCCUCAAAGUUGCAGUCACAGUGAUUCUUCUCUCUUCUACUCUCUCAUGUCUACCUUCUAAAUCAGUUGGGUUGCAGUUGUCAAGUUAUGGGAAGAGGAUGGAGGAGAGUGAAAUGGUGUUGGGUUCAAGGCCUCCUGGUUGUGUAAACAAGUGCAUGAGUUGCAGACCUUGCAUGGCUACUCUUGUGAUUCCUCCUCAUCAUGUUCGAGACUCAUCUCAUGGACAAGAUGAUAGCUAUUAUCUCCUCUCUUGGAAAUGCAGAUGUGGAGAUAAGCUCUACCAACCUUAAUAGUUAGAAAUUUAUAUGUAUAUUUUAAUUAGCAUAGCUUGCUUGUACUUAGUUUAUAAAUUAAUUAGCUUUUGUAUGUAUUGCAAGUCUUCCUCCUCCAAAUUCUCUCAUGGUGUUACUUAAAGUUGGGGAUAUAUACAAUCCAAGUCUCAAUGACCAUAUGAUAUUUAUGGUUUUUUUGUUGUUAUGUAGUUGACUCAUAUGUCCCUAGCUAGAAGAA